Molecule: messenger RNA, 684 nt
Organism: Lagopus leucura (white-tailed ptarmigan)
Lineage: Eukaryota; Metazoa; Chordata; Aves; Galliformes; Phasianidae
Gene: CUNH8orf88
Product: chromosome unknown C8orf88 homolog
Exons: 7
Coding region: 104-487 (127 amino acids)
Biological process (GO): negative regulation of translational initiation
Cellular component (GO): cytoplasm
Molecular function (GO): eukaryotic initiation factor 4E binding
Source: RefSeq, a predicted model, not a curated record
GCCCGCUCUGAGAUUUGAUCAUGCUUGUGUUUUGGGAUCUUCUUCUUGAAGGAGGAACAGCAGGUGAUUCUCAGAGCCUACUAAAUAAGCGUGGCACUUCAAAAUGCUGAAGGGAGCUCAGCAGUUCGUUGGCAAAUCCCUCCAACCAGCGCUACCUGCGUCCCAUUUGCCUUCUAAACAAGCAUCAGAAGUUGCUUUCAACUUUCAGACUGAAUUACCUAGCAAUGCUCAAGUAUGUUUGCAGAGUAAGGUUGACUGGUUAUCUGAAGUGACUGAAAUGAAGAUCUUAACUCAAAACACAGUGCCUCUUCAACCCAAACAGGAAUUGGAUGCAAAAAAAGAAAGGAUCAAAUACAGCAGAGAUUUCCUCUUGGAGCUUUCAAGCGUUUCGCUCUCUCAGAAGAAGCCAGAGUUUCUGCCUGAUCAUCCAAUUGUACUUGAAAAACCAGAAAACAGCAACCCUUUUGUUGACAUAUACAAGAAGUGACAGGUAGCUUGGAAGAUGAGAAAUCCAUCAGUGAAGGAGCUACAUGUAAUGUAGACCUUCAAGAUUUUUAAAGGUACUUGGGUGCCUACACGUGAACACAGGAGCUUACAAAGUCUGUACAAAUACCUGUUUCUAUUUGUAAUUUCCAGAAUGCUUCAGAAGGCAAAAUACUUCGUAGCACCUGAGAUGGUAGUACA